AUGUCUUUGUCACCAAAAGAGUCUUCUCACUUGAAGACGGAGUUUGAGGAGAAUUCUGAUAUCUCCUCAUUUGACCCAGAUGCCUUUUUGAAAAAGCAAAUUGCAGAAGAGAGUGAACAUUCAAUCAAUUAUCGUAAUUGUUCAUGGCAAAAGACCGCGGGACUAUUAUUCAGCGAGUACAUUUGUCUUGCGAUUAUGUCGUUCCCUUGGUCAUAUUCCGUAUUGGGGUUGGGGUUGGGAUUAAUUGUCACCGUUAUUGUUUCAUUGUUGUGUUUAUACACUGGUUUGAUCAUUAGUGACUAUUGUGCAGCUUAUCCUCAUUUAACCAAUGUUUGUGAUAUUGGUCAACAUUUGAUAUUUGGCAAGAAAUGGGUGUGGUAUGCCACAGCCAUUGCAUUUUUGCUAAACAACACCUUAAUUCAGGCAUUGCAUGUGUUGGUGGGUGCCAAAUAUUGGAACACCAUAAGUGAUAAUACCACCAUCUGUUCAGUUGUCUUCGGAGUUGUGACUGCAAUUAUUUGUUUUUUGCUUUCGUUACCAAGAACAUUUAGUCAUUUAUCGGGAGUUGGUUACUUUUCAGCCAUUACUAUGUUUAUUGCUGUUGUAUUGGCAAUGAUUUUUGCUGGAGUACAAAGCCAUCCAAAUGGAUACGAUCCCUCAACUCCAGUGGUCUGGCAUGCAUGGCCACAAAAGGGCGAAAAAUAUGUCAAUAUUAUGUCAGCUGUCUUGAACAUUGUCUAUACAUUUGUUGGACAAAUCACGUAUCCAUCAUUUAUCUCACAAAUGAAGCAACCAAGAGAUUUCCGUAAAGCAUUGAUUGUUGUUACAAUUUGUGAGUUGAUCACUUUUGCUUUGGCGGGUUCUAUUGUUUAUGUUUAUGUUGGAAAUGCUUACAUGGUUGCACCAGCAUUUGGAUCAUUGGUGGGAAAUUUCAAAAAGAUUUCAUUCAGUUUUGCAUUACCAACAAUUUUGUUUCUUGGCUCAUUGUACAGUAACGUUUCUUCGCAGUUUUUGUUUCAAGAGAUUUUUAGCAAGGGAAGUAUACAUAGAAAUGAAAACACAUUGUUGGGAUGGGGUGUCUGGGCUGGACUCAAUGGUGUGUUAUGGGUCAUUGCUUUUGUCAUUGCUGAAGUGAUUCCAUUUUUCAGCGACUUAUUGAGUUUGAUGUCAUCGCUAUUUGAUUGCUUUUUCGGGUUCAUCUUCUGGGCAUUGGCUUACUUCAAAUUGAGAAAAUUGUACUACUACAAACAAGAAGGUGUACGUAUAAGCUUGGUUGAAUUGUUUACCAGAUCAAGCAUAGUACAAAAGGUAGAGUAUGUUUUGAAUGUCAUAAUAUUUGCCUUGGGAUUUUAUAUUCUAGGUCCCGGUUUGUAUGCUACUGUUCAAAGUAUUAUAUGGUCUUAUGAGGCAAGUUUAUAUGGAAAACCAUUUUCGUGUGUUAGUAAUGGUUUGUAA
Messenger RNA from Lodderomyces parapsilosis, 1455 nucleotides. RefSeq lists its product as uncharacterized. Gene Ontology annotation, biological process: amino acid transmembrane transport. The record is from RefSeq and is a predicted model, not a curated record. The coding region runs from base 1 to 1455 and encodes 484 amino acids. Gene Ontology annotation, molecular function: amino acid transmembrane transporter activity. Gene Ontology annotation, cellular component: vacuolar membrane. NCBI's taxonomy places the organism in Eukaryota, Fungi, Ascomycota, Pichiomycetes, Serinales, Debaryomycetaceae. The transcript has a single exon.